Leptopilina heterotoma is the source of this 1605-nucleotide messenger RNA. RefSeq lists its product as uncharacterized. Bases 199 to 1311 code for a protein of 370 amino acids. Gene Ontology annotation, cellular component: membrane. The record is from RefSeq and is a predicted model, not a curated record. Gene Ontology annotation, biological process: sensory perception of taste. The transcript has 6 exons. Lineage: Eukaryota; Metazoa; Arthropoda; Insecta; Hymenoptera; Figitidae.
UGAAAGUCAUUACCCAUUUCAUCUGCAUAAAAAUGAAGUUUUAGCUCUUUUACUAGAGGCACAUGAUGACACUGAGAACUACAAUUGGUCAAAUGAUUCACCUUAUCAAAAAAAAUUUUGCUGUUUCGCUGAUAAGUUUUCUCAUGAAAAUUGUUUUUUCUGUUAAGAAAUGAAGUUACCCGUGUGGAAAAAGCCCCCAUGAAGCCCACACGACGUGUUGUUUUGCGAAAACUAAAUGUCGUGGAAAUGAAAAUUGAUGCUCGAAACGCAAGUGGUAAUACCCCUGUCAAUGAAGUAACGGCAACAUUUUCUUCACCAGAUAAAGAUUUGGAAAUAUUUCCUGUGACCAGUACUUUGGAAUUGGAUAACGUUGAAAUUAAAUUAGCUGUUCCAGCAUUUUUCAACAAACUCUCAGGUGCUGCAGUUUAUUUAGGAAAAUCUUUUUCAACGAGAAUGACCGUCACUAAUAUUAUGAAUCAUUUAAUGACUUAUAAUGUGGGAAAGCUCUACACAAUGAAGGGAAAAGGAAAAGAUGAAAAACCGGCGUUUGAAAAUAAAAAAUUAAACGCUUUGGUACAUAGUAUUCUUUGUUUGAUGAUUUGUGACGUUUUUCACGGAUUACAGUCUGAUAAUCUCUCGAUAAGCUCAUUUGCAUAUGUUUUCGAAGGAGUAUUUGUGAUUGACACAAUAGUAAUAUUUGCUGCUCACAUAAACGGUUGGUUUAAUUUUAAGAAGUUGAAUGAUCUUUAUAAAAGUAUGAUGGAACUGAUUGAUGCGACUAGAAAUUUUGGCUCCAAGGAAAAUUAUAGUACAACUUUUAAAAGUCUACUAGGAUGGAUAUUUGCUUUUUCAUGUUUAGGCUUCAUGACAGAAAUUUGUAUGUAUAAACAAUGGCAAUUGUAUGGAAUACAUUUUUCGGUGUUCUACUUUCCAACAGUUAUAGAUUUGAAUAUACACUCAAAUAUCAAAUUCAUUGCUAUUAAAAUCAAAUUCUUAAACAACUUGCUGAUAGAAAAGUUUGAGAAAAAUUCAAAUGGAUCAAUCUUACAUGAUCUGUUAGAACAUUCUGCAUUCAACGCAAAUGCAUCUGAUGCUUCUGAUUUUCAUUCGUCAAUAGAAACAAUUUAUUUAGAGUCUAGAAAUUUAACAGAAGAAAAGAAGAGUUGUUUGCAAAAAAUAAAAUGCCUUUAUUUGAGUCUUUACAUUCAUUCUCAGCAGUUAAAUCAAAUUUAUGAAAUGCAUUUACUUUUGCAAAUGUUCUCUAACCUAUAUAAUUUAGCAAUAUUAACUCAGCUAGGGUACUGUGGAUAAUCUUUACGAGAAAAAUAUUAUGCCAAAACCAUUUAACAAAAAAUUCAUUUAUCCGAAAUUUCGUUUGUUGUAAUUUUCAAAAUUUACGAAUUAUUUUUUAAUAUUUUAAUCCAAGUCCCAGAAAUAUCAUUUUUCCUAAAAUAGCAAUGAAAUUUUAAAAUAUUUUUCCCAUCUCUGUAAUAUUUUAAGACAAAAAUAAAAUUUCUGAGACUUGCAUUAUGUGUUAAAAAAUAGUUGGGAAAUUUGAAAAAUGUCAUAUGGGAAUUAGGUUAAAAAUUCUUUAAAUCAUGUAAA